AUGACUACUCUAUCAGACGAUGUAAUCUUCUGGAUCGAGAUAAAAUGGAACAGCAAUCACGGCGAACCUAAACGUACCUGCCUGACUGGCCCUUUCACCAACUCAAUCAAAGAUCGUGGUCUAGUUCGCAAAACUCUGGACAGUCUCUGCGAACACAGCUACUUCAAGGCCCACGGCCUGAGCAAACCUUCUAUCACCACGUUCGACGCCGCUCUGGCGGAUCCAUCCUACGCCCCACUCGAUGGCAUGCCUGUCAAAGCAGCGUACGAAGGUUGCGAAGGUCGGGGCUUGCUGAAUUUAGCUUUGACCCUCCGCUUGCAUCACCAGUCAAGCCGCCCCAUCGCAGACGCCCUACGAGCAGCACUCGGCACUGCGAUGAUGAGUUAUGUGGAUCUAUACGCCGUUGUGUGUUACGCACAUGACUAUGAGCUUGGUCGCUUGAACGGCAACCUGUAUGAUACAGUCAAUUCGCUUAGAUGCUACGGUUCCCAGUUUAUUGACGGCUUCCCGCUACCCUGUCGGCCGCCCAUUCAGACAUUCCUCAAACGCACUGAAGCUUGUGCGCUUGCUGAUGAACUUCUGAAUCAGCGGGUGGAGCGAUCAGAUAAGGUGCAUGGACUAAGGCAGAUCCAUGAUGAAAUGAUAGACGCCGUCGAAAGCGACACGAGGCGUGUCGUCAAGCUCGUCAUGGUCAUGCAUAUAUUUGCGACUGAGCAUUUCAGACCCAAAGGAAAUGAUUGGUAG
Molecule: messenger RNA, 744 nt
Organism: Parastagonospora nodorum SN15
Lineage: Eukaryota; Fungi; Ascomycota; Dothideomycetes; Pleosporales; Phaeosphaeriaceae
Exons: 1
Coding region: 1-744 (247 amino acids)
Source: RefSeq, a predicted model, not a curated record